CGUUUCACGUUCAACAACAGACGUCCUUAAGUGCGAAUCGGUUGAACUAUUCCAUCGGUCGAUCCGUUACUUUUACACUAAAUCCCAUGUUAAACAGUCGUUAGAACUUAAUACGUACACAAAUAGAAUUAAUAAAAUAAAAAUAAAAAUAUAUUAAUAAACAAUUGUGUUUAUUUAUUUAGUUUUAUAGACGAUUUAAUGUAAGUACAGCACACAUGAAUUUGUUUACGAUUUUUUGUUAUUUAACCGUGAUGUGCGACACUCAAGUCAAGCCGGCUGCGAGCGCACAAAGAUUGCAGAGUGUGAACCAAAAUGUGACACCAGCCAUCGAUGGACGUAAAACCAUCAGAGAAACGUCAACAUAUUCAACUCGAUACGAUUAUAUUGAUAUUGAAGCUGUUAUGAACAAUGAACGAAUUAUAAAAGUUCUCUUCAAUUGUGUUAUGAGCCGAGGACCGUGUACCAGAGAGGGUUUGGAGCUCAAAAGGAUUGUUCCGGAUGCAAUACAAACAGAAUGUGCUAAAUGUAAUGAAAGACAAAGAAAACAAGCAGGAAAAGUUUUAGCUCAUUUACUACAAUAUAAACCAGAAUACUGGAAAAUGUUGUUGCAAAAAUUUGAUCCAAAUAAUGUGUAUUUGAGAAGGUAUAUGGCAGACAAUGAUGAUGACGAAAAAUUAUCUCUUCAAAAGCUUAGCAACGAUACUACUAAAUAAUAAAAACUUAAUUUUUAGUUAUAUAUUUUUUAUUAUAAAAUAACUAAUUUUGUAUUUUCUUCUGAAUUUAUUUAUAUAUUAAAUUAUGUAUAAUAAGUCAAUGCACCUAUAAUUAUAGAAGUAGUUUUUAUAAUACUUACUAUAUUAUUUUCAAAAUAUGUUUUAUGUAAUUCAGUUAUUGAUAUUAUUUAUUUUUAUAUACACAUAUAUUUAUAUUUUUGAUAGUUUUUAUUUCAUACACAUUUUGUAAAUUAUCAUUAUUUUAAAUUUCUAUAUUAUAAUAUGCCUAUUAAUAGGUUAUUAUAUUUAUAUAAGUUGAUGUCUUAAAUAUUCAUUUAUCAUUUUAAAUUAUAUAUAUUGAUCUUUAAGUUUUUUUAAACUGUGGUCUAAAAAUAAAUCAUUUUGUGUGAAUAAAUA
Rhopalosiphum padi (bird cherry-oat aphid) is the source of this 1130-nucleotide messenger RNA. RefSeq names its product ejaculatory bulb-specific protein 3-like. The coding region runs from base 216 to 713 and encodes 165 amino acids. Lineage: Eukaryota; Metazoa; Arthropoda; Insecta; Hemiptera; Aphididae. The transcript has 2 exons. The record is from RefSeq and is a predicted model, not a curated record.